AUGAACGAUUUUAGCCCUCCACCAUUGCGAGCACCUACGGCAUGUGUUGCGUGCAAUAAAAAGAAGGUUCGGUGUAUCUUCGGCGGAAAUCCCGAUAUAUGCAUGAACUGCCAACGGCAUCAAUGGCCCUGUUUUCGACGAGAGCGCAAGAGAAAAAGAGCCGAUUCUAACGAUGCUGACCGCAGCGUCAAUGAGACCAAAACAGUUAGAAGACAGGUGAACUGGGAUGAGACGAGCAGCUUUCGUCCGAUCGGCUCAGCCAGAGCUCCAAGUACUAGCUCCGAGUAUGAUCAGGAUCGGCAUCAAUGCCGCGACGCAAGUCAAGAUAGAGCUGGUACUGGAGACAUUUUUACACCAGACUCCAAUCCAUACUCGUCCGCUUCAACUUUGAGCUUUAUGGCACGCUCCCGCUACUUUGAUGAUGCAGUGGCAAUCAAUGAAGAGCAGGCUAGAUCCUAUCCAGAAGGAGACGCAGAUGGACCAACUGAAGAUGACAUCCAGCUGCUAAGACUGCAAGGUGCAUUUGACCUCCCACCACGAGCUAUCCGAGAAGGAUUGAUUAAUACAUUCAUGGAACGAUGCUCACCAUGGAUGCCAAUAAUCGAGCGGAGUUGGCUAGAAGAGAGCGGUUCUCAGAAGCCGUCAAUACUACUUCUCCAGUCCAUCUUUGUUGCUGCGAGCCGAGUCACAUCUGCACCGGGUGUGACUGCGUAUGCAUCUUUGCAUCAAUUUUAUCGCCGUGCGAAAGCCUUGUUCUGGUCUGGAUACGAGAGAAAUCCAGUGACUGUCGUCGCAGCAGUGUGCAUUUUGCAUUGGUAUAACCCAGAAGGCCCUGAGCAUGUGUCAACCAAUACCAGUGGAUUCUGGCGAUAUGUGGGAGUUGGGUUAGCUCAUCAGAUUGGAUUGCAUAAGGAGCCAACGAAUAAUAGGGAUGCUUCCUUGAGGCGCAGGCUGUGGUGGACUCUAUUUGCGAGGGAUUGUUGUAUUUCUGCAGGACAGGGCCGGCCACUAGCAGUGAACCUGGAGGAUUGCGAGGUGGCACCACCCUGUCCUGAGGAUUUCCAUGAUUCAAGCUCAAAUGCUAUUCUGUUUAUCGCAUAUGUCGAGAUCAGUUCGAUUCUGGGUCAUCUCACGGAGUACUGUCGCCGCAAGACCCUCACACGUCAGGUUCGACAGAACCUCGAGAAUCGUUUAUAUCGAUGGAUACGCGGGCUUUCACCAUCGCUGCGCUUGUUUUGCAGCCAUAAUACCUCAGAAGAUGCAAUAUCACCGAAAAGAACAUUGGCCCAAUACAACUUUGAAGCACGUCAGCUUCAUAUCCCAUACUUCACCUGCCUCGCAAUAAUGUGUCGACCUAACCCGGGAGAGUCUGCGUCAUUAGGAGUGCUUUUAGCAUCGUCCUUUGUGGCAGGGAUAUUUGAAGACUUCCUUGCUCGAGACGAGAUCCAAUUCCUAAGCCCAGUAUUCACAUUCCACCUUUUGGCUGCCGGAAUCGGGCUUCUCUCAUGCAAUAACGUACCAUCGCACCGGGAGGAGGCAGCAGUUAGCUUGGAAUCCAUCUACCUGGCCCUCGAGGAACUCGCAAAACGCUGGUCAUCUGCAAAAGGCAGUCUAAGAGCAUUGAAGAGCAUUGCUGAAAAACAGCGGAGCGCAUCAACAACAGAUGAAAUGCCGUCGAUGGGGAUGUCUAGAGAACACGAACUAUUUUUUGAAGGAUUUGGCCCAGAUCUCUCCUGGGCUUGGCCAUAUUUCUUGGAUCUCGGACAAACUGUGGGGCCUGAUGGCAGCACAAAUCGAGUUAUGGUAGCCGGGACUCCAGAGGUGCUAGGAAAUUGGCCCGAGUCCCGGGUACCGGAUGGUUUAUCCUCGGAUGAGUACAGACCACUCACGACGAUUUUGGACCGCAACGAGGGCCUCGCUAUGGGAGAUAUUUCGCAAGAUAUUCCAGGUGAUUUCUUUAAUCAAUACCAGGGAAUGGGGGACUGGCUGUUCAAGGAUUUGGAAUGGAAUGGCGAGAUUGCCUAG
Penicillium vulpinum is the source of this 2025-nucleotide messenger RNA. RefSeq lists its product as uncharacterized. Bases 1 to 2025 code for a protein of 674 amino acids. The transcript is spliced from 4 exons. Gene Ontology annotation, biological process: DNA-templated transcription; regulation of DNA-templated transcription. The record is from RefSeq and is a predicted model, not a curated record. Lineage: Eukaryota; Fungi; Ascomycota; Eurotiomycetes; Eurotiales; Aspergillaceae. Gene Ontology annotation, molecular function: DNA binding; zinc ion binding; DNA-binding transcription factor activity, RNA polymerase II-specific.